Schizophyllum commune H4-8 is the source of this 1465-nucleotide messenger RNA. Its product is annotated as actin-2. The coding region runs from base 218 to 1465 and encodes 415 amino acids. The transcript is spliced from 9 exons. NCBI's taxonomy places the organism in Eukaryota, Fungi, Basidiomycota, Agaricomycetes, Agaricales, Schizophyllaceae. The record is from RefSeq and is a predicted model, not a curated record.
GCCUUCACUAUGCCUGCUCGCCACUGCGCCAACCGAGACCCGUUUCUGCGCGUACUCAGCUCGCGAUGUUCCUAAUGUUCGCAGCACCCCCCGCAGUGCCCCACAACGAUCUCGGCGUCGCGGGAAUGCAUAUAAAAGUCGGCUUUGGGUCCGGGGGUUUACUCGCUACAAUCACCCUCCGCCCACACACUAACCACUCGGAUACUUUCUAUCAAUCAUGGACGACGAGAUUCAGGCAGUGGUCAUCGACAAUGGCUCUGGCAUGUGCAAAGCAGGAUUUGCUGGCGACGACGCCCCUCGUGCUGUGUUCCCUUCUAUCGUUGGUCGCCCUCGACACCAUGGUGUGAUGGUCGGCUUGUCCAACAAGGACUCAUACGUCGGCGACGAGGCGCAAGCCAAGCGCGGCGUGCUCACGCUCAAGUACCCCAUCGAGCACGGCACGGUCACGAACUGGGACGACAUGGAGAAGAUCUGGCACCACACUUACUACAACGAGCUGCGCGUCGCGCCCGAGGAGCACCCCGUCCUCCUCACCGAGGCGCCGCUCAACCCGAAGACGAACCGGGAGAAGAUGACACAGAUCAUGUUUGAGACGUUCAACGUGCCCGCGUUCCACGUCUCCAUCCAGGCCGUGCUAUCGCUCUACGCGUCCGGGCGGACGACGGGUAUCGUGCUCGACUCGGGCGACGGGGUGACGCACACGGUGCCCAUCUACGAGGGCUUCUCGCUGCCGCAUGCGAUUCAGAGAUUGGAUUUGGCGGGAAGGGACCUGACGGAGCGAUUGGUGCUGCACUUGACGGAGCGCGGGUACACCUUCACGACGUCGGCGGAGAAGGAAGUUGUGCGCGAUAUCAAGGAGAGGCUCUGCUACGUUGCGCUCGAUUUCGACCAAGAGCUCGUAACCGCGGCGCAGUCAUCGGCACUGGAGAAGAGCUACGAACUACCAGACGGUCAGAUCAUCACCGUCGGAAACGAACGCUUCCGCGCUCCUGAAGUCCUCUUCCAACCCGCAUUCGCCGGCAUGGAAUCCGGAGGCAUCGCCGACCUGGUCUACACCUCCAUCCAGCGCUGCGACCUCGACAUCCGCCGCGAGCUCUACGGCAAUAUCGUCAUGUCCGGCGGCACGACCAUGUUCCCGGGCAUCUCCGACCGCAUGCAGCGCGAGCUCUCUAAUAUGGCGCCCGCGAACAUGAAGGUCAAGAUCGUCGCGCCGCCCGAGCGCAAGUACAGCGUGUGGAUCGGCGGCUCGAUUUUGGCGUCGCUGUCGACGUUCCAGAAUAUGUGGUGCUCGAAGCAGGAGUAUGACGAGUCGGGCCCGGGGAUUGUGCAUCGCACUAGUCGCUUGCAUAGUCUAAUCAUGCCUUUCGGACACUCCUUCCCAGUCUCUCAAUUUCUCAUUUCAGCCUCUCAUUCUAUCUCGCACAAAUCGCGCCUUCGUCGAACUCGAGAACAGAUACAAACUUGA